Molecule: messenger RNA, 2845 nt
Organism: Cyprinus carpio (common carp)
Lineage: Eukaryota; Metazoa; Chordata; Actinopteri; Cypriniformes; Cyprinidae
Product: membrane progestin receptor gamma-B-like
Exons: 8
Coding region: 333-1448 (371 amino acids)
Cellular component (GO): membrane
Molecular function (GO): signaling receptor activity
Source: RefSeq, a predicted model, not a curated record
UUUUUGUGGGAACCUCUGAAUGACCCCAAACCUAUGAACGGUAGUAUACUGUAUAUGGAAACCUGUCUACAAAUAUGUUGUGUGCAUUCAUGUGCAUGUUUGGAGUGAAACUCUCUGAACUCUGAAACAAUGUGCCUAUGAAUAGCUCCUGUGAGCAUUCUCACCUAGCCGGUUGUCGGGUGUGUGUGUGUCAGGUGUGUCUUUAUGAUGGAGGUUGAUGUCUGUAGGUGUGAUGAAAAGGGCAGGGCUAACCGAGCCUGUCUCUGAUCAGGUGGAGUGGAAGAGUGUCUGUAUGUACAUUUGUCUCUCCAUACCUGCCGGUGUGCUGAUGUAUGUCUAGCCUCUCUUUCCUGAGUCAGGCACUGAGGGCCGUUCAUCUAGGGAUCAUGUUCAGCCUCAUCAAACUACGGCGUGUCUUUACUGUCCACCAAGUGCCCAAAGCAUUUCACGAGGACAGUAUCAUCUCUGGAUAUCGGCACCCUCGUAGUUCUGCCACAGACUGUGUGUUGAGUCUAUUUCAGCUCACCAAUGAGACCCUCAAUGUCUGGACACACUUUCUACCAACAUGGUAUUUUCUAUGGAAGUUGAUGACAGUGUUGUUGAUGGAGAAUGCACUGUAUGAUGCAUAUACAUGGCCUCUGCUGGUCUUCUUGUUCUCCUGCUGUGUGUAUCCAUUGGCCUCCAGCUGCGCCCACACCUUCAGCACCAUGUCUACUUGUGCUCGCCAUAUCUGUUACUUCUUUGACUAUGGAGCGCUCAGCCUAUACAGCCUCGGUUCAGCAAUCAGCUACUCUGCAUAUGUUUUUCCUGAUGCAUGGGUGAACAGCACUUUUCAUGCAUACUACAUCCCUGUAGCUGUACUAAACACCAUCAUCUCAACCAGCCUGUCCUGCUACUCGAGGCUUGGCUUACCAUUCCUACACUAUAACCAUGACAUCGAUGAAAGAUUCUCUGAGAGACAGAGCCCACGGCUGAGUAAGGUGUUGCGAAUUCUUGCCUUUGCCUUCCCUUACCUGUUUGACAACAUUCCUCUUUUCUACAGGUUGUUUCUGUGUGUAGGUGAGGGUUGCACUGAUAACGAAGCAAACUCCAUUCAUGUUCACCAUACAUUGCUUGCUUAUCUUACCGCAUUCCUGUUUGCAACACACUUGCCUGAGAGACUGGCACCUGGACGCUUUGAUUACAUAGGCCACAGCCAUCAACUGUUUCACGUGUGUGCAAUAAUUGGGACACAUUUCCAGAUGAAGGCCAUCGAAGCUGAUAUGGUGCUGAGACGGUCACAGCUGCUGGUCACUGCUCCUCCUAUCACAUUUAAUAACACAGUUGGAUCAGCUCUGGUCUGUGUCUGCAUCAGUCUGGGGAUCAUAUGUCUUUAUAGUCUACCUCUGCUGUACGGCUCCUCAGAAACACACCCAACAUCGGCUAAAGGAAAGAAAUGCAAGCACUAAAAGCUCUGUGAGACAGGGGGUCUCUGAAAGAAUAAUUGCAGUCUUGCACAAGUUACUAAAGUUAUUAUGAAAAUAUAUAUAGGACAUUCUUACUGGAUAUUACAUUAUAAAAAUAUCCCCAAGAGGAGUUUGUAAGUUUACUGAAACUAUGAAACCUGAAAUUGCAAAGAGUAAUGAAUGUGUUACUACAUGAACUCUGCUUCUCAGGGAAGAUCAAAAAAAAGGCACUGAAUCUCAGGAAAAUGUAAGUCAGUGGGAAGGUGUGUCAAAGUGGUCAUUUAUGGUGAAUAGAAACACAUUUAUUAACUGAAUGACGCAUCGCAAUUAGGUUUACAGUAUCAAACCUGAUCAGGUAAAUGUGCAAUAAAUACAGAAACACCCUAAUUUACAUAACCGACAUACUUUAAUACAUAGACGCGAAAUGGUGAUCAUUCUGUCCAUCCAACAUUGUCCGUCAAUUUUGAUACACAUAUUAGAGUAUGCUUUUGGAAUUAACUAAUUCACUUGAAUAAAUCAGAUGCACUAGAAUGAACUACACUUUCCUGUGCUACCUACUGUAUGAGAGGACCAUUUGUGAUAAACCAAUGCACUAGAAUGAAUCUGACUUUUCUACAAUAGGAUUGAGAGGGUGAGAGUAUUUUCUUUUCAAUUUUCAGACAUUUGGUCAUAAUCUCAGGACAUAAAGAUACUUCACUCAAAAAUGAAAAUGUACUGUUACUUUACUCACCCCUAAGCCAUCCACCAGUUGGUGAACUUUUUUCUUCAGAUAGCCUAAAACUAUGGAUUGCAUGUAAUAAUUUUGUAAAUAAUGUUCAGUUUCUUCCACAAGCCUAUUGUUUUGCUUCGUAAGAUUAAGUAUUAAUUUUGUGUUGCCUGUAUAUGCUUUUUUUUUUUUUUUUUGACUCUCAAGUGAUGGUAGCCAUUGCAUUUUUUUUUUAAAUCACCAAGGACCAUGGUUUCAGCUAAAAAUCUUCUUUACUGUUCAACUGAAAAAAGAAAAAAAAAAAGUAAACUACAUCAUGGAUGGUCUAAGGUCGAAUAAAUCUACAGCAGAUUUUUGGGUGGUUUAUCUCUUUAACAUAUGUCCCGAGAUUGACCAAAUGUCUGCAAAUUACAGUGGAAACACACUCCACUAUUUCAUUCUCAUGUGCUGCUAUUUCUUUUAUGUACAGACAAACAACUCGACAAAUAGCACUGUGUAUAAAAUAUAUGCACAAUUACAUGUGUGCACAGUCUGUCACUGUCUACAUUGACAGCCUUUGUAUAUUCUACAUAUUUCUUUUUUGUAAAACUGUUAAAAUAUUUUCCUAACAUCAGGGCACACCUUGGUCAUGUAACCAAAAAUGAAACUAUUUAUUGUUUGCAGGUUUCUUUAUAAUAAAAUUAGUUUUUGUUCA